Cololabis saira (Pacific saury) is the source of this 1819-nucleotide messenger RNA. Its product is annotated as GTPase IMAP family member 4-like. Bases 93 to 1205 code for a protein of 370 amino acids. The record is from RefSeq and is a predicted model, not a curated record. Gene Ontology annotation, molecular function: GTP binding. NCBI's taxonomy places the organism in Eukaryota, Metazoa, Chordata, Actinopteri, Beloniformes, Belonidae. The transcript is spliced from 2 exons.
AAGGCUGCAUGCAUGCGGGAGACAUUUCGUGAUCACACAGAUCUGCUUUUCACUUGAGCUGAAGAAUCUACGCUGCUCUCUUCAACCCAAACAUGGAAGAACAUCAUUUCAACACCAACAGGACCAGAAACUUUGGAUCCAACCUCAUGAAUGAUGAUGAGCUGAGGAUCGUGAUGGUGGGGAGGACUGGAGUAGGGAAGAGUGCUACUGGGAACACCAUUCUGGGAUGGGACCGCUUUCAGUCCAAGUGCAGUCCGCGGUCUUUGACUGUGGAUUGUUCUAAAGAUAAAACUGUGGUGGAUGGACAAACAGUUGCUGUCAUUGACACCCCGGGCCUGUUUGACACCAGGUUUGGUCAGGAGAAGACAACCAAAGAUUUGAGCCAGUGUGUCUCCUAUGCUUCUCCUGGACCCCAUAUCUUCCUGGUGGUCAUUUCUCUGGGCAGGUUCACUGAAGAGGAAAAGCAGACGGUGCAGAGGAUUCAAGAUAUCUUUGGCCAGGCUGCUGACAAAUACAGCAUGGUCCUCUUCACUCAUGGAGACGUCCUUGAAGACACCACUAUUGAAGAAUUCCUAUCUGAGAGUCUAGAGUUACAGGAGCUUGUAGCCAGAUGUAACGGCCAGUACCAUGUCUUCACUAACAAGCUGAAAGAUAAGAAACCUCAAGUCACUCUGCUGCUCCAGAAGAUCAGAAAUAUCGUGCAGAAGAACGGAGGAAGCCAUUACACCAACGAGAUGUUCCAGGAGGCCGAGAGGGCAAUUGAAGAGAAAAAACAAAGCAUAUUGAGAGAGAAGGAGGAGAAAAUCCGUAGAGAGAAAGAAGAACUGGAGAGAAAACUGCAAGAAAAGUAUGAAAAAGAGAUGGAGAAAAUUAAUAAGCAACUCCAGGCUGAGAGAGAGAGGGAAAAGAAGGAGAGAGAGGAGGAGAGGAAGAGGAUGAAGGAGGAGAUGGAUGAGGAGAAAAAAAGAGAGAGGGAGAGGAGAGAUGCAGAAAGAGAGAAGGAGAGAGGGGAUAGACAAAAGGAGUUGGCAGCUAUGAAGGAUAAAUUAAAAGAGCAGCAGGAACAGGAAGUCAGAGAGCAAAAGGAGAAACUGCAGUCCAAAUAUGAGACUGAGGCCAGAAAAGAAGCUGAGGACAGAAAUCCUGUCUAUCACCUGAGAAAAGUUGCGCAGCACAUUGUUGGUUUCUUUAAAAGCCUGUUUUAAUAAAAUAGUUUAAAAUAGCAUCUGCUGGUGAAACAUGGUGAACCAGUGGUUACUGCUUAAAACAGGAAGCACGUUUAAAGCUUAAAACACCUGCUCAGAAAUAAUAUAAAAUGUAAAAGUUAAACUUCACCUACAGAUAUAUAAAGACACCUCCUUUUUUCCCUCUCUAGUUAUCAUCCUUAAUAAUUAUAGCGACAGAAAUACGGCUACAAUAGAGGCUUUGUGACGAUAAAGUCACUACUAGUUUCAUAGUUUUUCCAUUGUACUAAUCAUUGCUGUGGUUAUUUGCUAAUUAUUCAUAUUUUUAGACCACAUUUUCUGUAAUAAAAUACUUUGGUUGCUCAGGUUUUCUGGUUCAUAAGUAUGUUCAUCACUAGAACAAUGUUUUCACAUGAUUUGAUGUGUGAUUGACAGCUCUUAGAUCUUGCUGUUAUGUGUUGAGCUUUUUUUGGUAUUUUAUGUAACAGUGUUAGCCAGAUUUUUUUAAUCUGUCUUUCAAUCAUUCAAUUAUUUUAGUUUUUUUUUCCAAUACUUUUUAAUUAAGGUCUUCAUGUUGUGUUUUGUGAUCAUGACUGAUCUUUUCAUGAUUAACACUUGAAAUAAAGAUGCAAAUA